Molecule: messenger RNA, 735 nt
Organism: Rosa chinensis
Lineage: Eukaryota; Viridiplantae; Streptophyta; Magnoliopsida; Rosales; Rosaceae
Product: F-box/FBD/LRR-repeat protein At1g13570-like
Exons: 1
Coding region: 1-735 (244 amino acids)
Source: RefSeq, a predicted model, not a curated record
AUGGCCCAAGAUGUGUUCGAACAUUUGAUUGUUUGUUCUCCUCUGCUUGAGAGAUUGACUCUGAGGGACUGUGAUGGUGUCAGCCAACUCAAGAUUGAUGCACCGAAUCUCCAAUUUCUUGAUGUUGUAGGUUCUUUUGGGGAUGUGAGUAUUGUGAAUAUGUUAAAUGUUGUUGAUGUUUCCAUUUGUUUCAACGAAAGUGGGAUUCCUUGCAGUUCUGGCAGCUUGAUCAAGUUUUUUGAUGACUUGCCUCGUCUUCAGAGGCUCCAAAUUAACUGGCACUUUUUGAAGUAUUUGGCUGGUGAUGCCUUGCUAAAAAAGCUGCCUAAACCAUGUCUACAUCUGAAAUUUCUUUGCUUUAAUGAUCUGGAAGAUAUUUCAACUGCUCUUUGCCUUAUAAGAAGCUCCCCUGCUCUAGAAAAGUUAGAAAUUUCUGCUAUUGAUUCCCCGUAUUAUCGACCUGAUGUGGGAACAGUGAACUCUUGUUUGGAUGACAAUCACAGUUGCUCAUUCAUCCAACUGCGAAAUGUGAAAAUAACUGGGAUCUCUGGUGUUGAAGCUGACCUAAAUUUUAUCAGAUUUCUGCUUUUAAGUUCACCUGUGCUUGAGACGAUGACUGUCUGCGCUAAGCAUGAGCAGCUUGAUUUGGGUAUUGAACCUUUGGAUCUAGUAAAACAGUUGCUUCGUUUGAGGCGUGCAUCACCGAGUUUGGAGAUAAUCUAUUUAGACAAGUAA